Messenger RNA from Uloborus diversus, 652 nucleotides. RefSeq lists its product as uncharacterized. The coding region runs from base 91 to 423 and encodes 110 amino acids. The record is from RefSeq and is a predicted model, not a curated record. The transcript is spliced from 3 exons. Lineage: Eukaryota; Metazoa; Arthropoda; Arachnida; Araneae; Uloboridae.
GGUUAUCGUCUGCUACUUCAGAAGCGCGCGAACUGCCGCUUUCUGCCAUCAAACUCUUUUUCUGAUUGAUUGCUGUUUCUAAUUUUCGCUAUGAUAAGUCACAGCACUGGAAGAACGGAAACCCAGGAGAAGAAGAGCGCAGCGUGGGCUUUCACUCUUGGACUCAUCUACCUCAUCAUAAGUGUGGAAUGUGAGGAUACUGGCAGUAAGAGAGCCUACAGCGACAGCUCAAUCGGUGCAUACUUCAGCGAAAGGACAUGCUGGUGGAAUGAAGUCUGCAAACGAGAGUUCCAAGUUCGAUUCCGGUGCAGGUGCCCUCGCUGGUCCUUCUGCAGGUCUCCGGGGAAGUACUACGAUGCUUACUGUUCCAUCACCAGAACCGGUUACAUCUGGUUGCAGCAAGAGGCGGACCACGACGACUGAUGAUGCUCCACUCGACAAUUUGUAUUCGAGAACGUAGCACGAAGAACUUAGCUUCAUGAAUUUUUCAUCUCCUAUGAUUAAAACCCUGCUCCAUCAGUUGAAUUAUUUUCCGAGAGAAAAGCAACAUUUGAGUUUUUAUGACGAUGUUACUUUAUUUAUUUACUAGCGGUACCCGCACGGCUUUGCCCGUAGUAGAAAAUUAAAAGGUCAUGUGGUUCGCCUGUAUAAU